AUGCCAGACUCACGCCUUUUCCAGCCUAUGAAGAUUGGCAACAUCCAAGUCCAACACCGUGUCGGCAUGGCUCCCAUGACUCGACUCCGAGCAAGCGUGGACCGUAUUCCCAACACUCUCAUGAAGGAAUACUACAGUCAACGUGCUUCCACACCCGGAACACUCAUCAUCACUGAGGGAACUCUCGUCUCACCUGCUGCAGGUGGUGGGUUUGCCCGAACACCUGGAAUCUGGAACCAGGAACAAGUCAGUGCUUGGAAAGUCAUCACAGACGAGGUGCAUAUCAAGGGCAGUCAUAUCUUUGUCCAACUUUUCGCUAUGGGUAGAGCUGCCACUGUCGAAGUUGCAAAGGAGGAGGGAAUCGACAUCAUAUCAGCAAGCUCUCUUCCUUUCGAGGGGAGUAAUGCUAAGCCUAGAGCUAUGACUCUUGAAGAGAUCUACGACAUGAUCGACGCCUUCGUGACUGCCUCCAACAACGCGAUAGCAGCUGGUUUUGAUGGAGUGGAGAUUCAUGGCGCAAAUGGAUACCUUCUUGAUCAAUUUCUCCAAGAUGUCAGUAAUCAUCGUGACGAUGAUUUCGGUGGAAGCAUUGAGAAUAGAUCACGUUUCAUUAGCGAGAUUAUGGAGCGCGUUGUUGAAGCCAUUGGGCCAGACAGAGUUGGUCUCCGUCUCAGUCCGUGGAGUACCUUCCAAGGUAUGCGAAUGGAGAACCCCAUCCCCCAAUUCACAGACAUCAUCAACAAAGCAAAGGCUCUUGACCUGGCAUACCUUCACCUGGUAGAAUCACGAAUCUGCGGUAGCGUGGAUGACAUGAACAAUGGCCAGGAAAAGCUUGACUUUGCUUAUGAUCUCUGGGAGAGUGCUUUCCUCAUUGCGGGAGGAUAUAAGCUACAAAGUGCAGAGGAUCUUGUCGACCGUGAACAUCCAGACAAGGAGAUCAUGGUCAUGUUUGGAAGGGACUUUGUGGCAAACCCCGAUUUGGUGAUGAAGCUGCAGCAUGGUUUGGAACUCAAUCGGGGUGAGAGGAACACGUACUAUACCAGCGACUCUGCUGGAUAUAUCGACUAUCCAUGUGCCGUCAAGGUAGCUGUGUCUGCUUGA
Messenger RNA from Fusarium poae, 1101 nucleotides. RefSeq lists its product as uncharacterized. Gene Ontology annotation, molecular function: NADPH dehydrogenase activity; FMN binding. Lineage: Eukaryota; Fungi; Ascomycota; Sordariomycetes; Hypocreales; Nectriaceae. The transcript has a single exon. Bases 1 to 1101 code for a protein of 366 amino acids. The record is from RefSeq and is a predicted model, not a curated record.